Molecule: messenger RNA, 3330 nt
Organism: Pleuronectes platessa (European plaice)
Lineage: Eukaryota; Metazoa; Chordata; Actinopteri; Pleuronectiformes; Pleuronectidae
Product: E3 ubiquitin-protein ligase RBBP6-like
Biological process (GO): ubiquitin-dependent protein catabolic process; protein ubiquitination; mRNA processing
Cellular component (GO): nucleus
Molecular function (GO): ubiquitin protein ligase activity; zinc ion binding; nucleic acid binding
Source: RefSeq, a predicted model, not a curated record
ACCCCUGUGCUUCAUUGACCUGUGAAAAUGCCGGUAGUUGACUAUAGGUUUUUUGCACGACCGGAAUACAGCACAGUCACUUUUGAUGGGUUGUAUAUCACCCUCAACGAGCUCAAAAAGCAGAUUAUGAGCCAGGAGCGCCUCGAGGCCCCAGACUGCGACCUGCAGAUCACAAAUGAGCAGACUUGUGAAGAAUAUACCGAUGAUGAAGCCCACAUCCCGGAACUCUCCUCAGUGAUUGUAAAGCCCAAUGGCAAGACGUUCAUUGUAGACCUCAUGGACACUUCCCUAGUCUCCACAAACAAGCCUACGGAUUCUCCUCCUUCUCUGUCGAUCGCACAACUCGCCAAGAUGGCUAACCUGUACGACGCAAAUGCAUCAGAGGAUGACAAGAUCGAAGCCAUGAUGUUGCAGUCAAACUUUUACUAUGCAUCGAUAAAUUUUCCAGAGAAAGCAGUUGGAUCUCCACCCGCUAACUACAUCUGUUAUUGUUGUGGAAAGGCUGGUCAUUACAUUCGAGAGUGCCCGAUGCUUAUGAUGUUAUUCUCUUAGGACAAAAGUGUGGAGGUUCCUAAACCAGUCGGGAUUAGUGAGGGGAUUCCUCAGAGUUUCAUGGUGAAAGCAGAUCCUGGAACAGAAGGAGCCAUGUUAACCAGCAGUGGAGAAUAUGCAAUACCUGCAAUAGAUGCGGAAGCGUUCGCACAAGGAAAGAAGGAGCACCCCCCCUUUGUUCCAGAUGACCAGUCAUCCCCUGAGGACGAUUCAGGCCCAAUCCCUCACGACCUCAUGUGUCCAAUCUGCAAUGACCUGAUGACGAACGCAGUAGUUAUACCCUGCUGCGGAUACAGUUACUGCGAACUUUGUAUCCGGAUGGCCUUACUGCACCCAUGCCAACAUGCAGAUGUUUCACCUGGCGCUCUCAUUCCCAACAACUUUCUUCGACAGCUUGUGAAUAUCUACAAGAAUGAAACAUCAAACACCAAACUCAUACGUCAGCAGGCCCAACAGGCAGCGCUGCCUCCGCCUCGCCUCCAGAUCUCCAGACAGCAGGACCCACUGCUGGCCAAUGUCACCCCCCCACCCCCUGCAAACGUACCCACCGCUGCACCUCAAUCACAGGUUCAGCCCCCUGCACCCUCUCCUCCUGCUCCUGUUCCUGCUCCUGUUUCUGCUGCUGCGACUGCCACUACUACUGCGACUGCUGCUGCUCCUAUUCCUCCUCAUGCUGCUGCUGUCGAAGGUCAAGAUGUUUCACCAGCUCCGGCACCUGUCGCUGACCUACAUUCUCCUAUGCACUCUACCGGCCAGGGCGAACCACCCCCACCUGGUGAAAUGGAUCCAGAACCUACUGUGGGACGAAGCCCAGAAAGUAACCCAGGAAUUGGACCACAUGGCUACCAUUUAUCAUACCAGUACCCGCCCCCACCACAGCCGCACCCUCAUCCCCACACCUCUGGCUUUAUACCUCCUCCUCCAAUCGGUGACCCGACCCCACCACAGCCGCACCCUCAUCCCCACACCUCUGGCUUUAUACCUCCUCAUCCAAUCGGUGACCCGACCCCACCACAGCCGCACCCUCAUCCCCACACCUCUGGCUUUAUACCGCCCCCACCACAGCCGCACCCUCAUCCCCACACCUCUGGCUUUAUACCUCCUCAUCCAAUCGGUGACCCGACCCCACCACAGCCGCACCCUCAUCCCCACACCUCUGGCUUUAUACCUCCUCGACCAAUCGGUGACCCGACCCCACCACAGCCGCAACCUCAUCCCCACACCUCUGGCUUUAUACCUCCUCGACCAAUCGGUGACCCGACCCCACCACAGCCGCACCCUCAUCCCCACACCUCUGGCUUUAUACCUCCUCCUCCAAUCGGUGACCCGACCCCACCACAGCCUCACCCUCAUCCCCACACCUCUGGCUUUAUACCUCCUCCUCCAAUCGGUGACCCGACCCCACCACAGCCUCACCCUCAUCCCCACACCUCUGGCUUUAUACCUCCUCCUCCAAUCGGUGACCCGACCCCACCACAGCCUCACCCUCAUCCCCACACCUCUGGCUUUAUACCUCCUCCUCCAAUCGGUGACCCGACCCCACCACAGCCGCACCCUCAUCCCUACACCUCUGGCUUUAUACCUCCUCCUCCAAUCGGUUACCCGCCCCCACCACAGCCCUACCCUCCUUCCUACACCUUUGGCUUUAUAUUUCUUCCUCCAUUCGGUUAUCCGCCCCAGCCAAUUUAUGCCCCUGGACCACCAGGGCUCAACCCUCCCUUGAUCCCCCCUGGUGUCCAGCCCCCUCUACCCCACCUUGGACCCCCUCUCUCUCAGCCCCCCCUCUCCAAAGAAUAUUGUGACAGACGAAGGCACCGACAGGACAAAACUAUAUCCAAACUGGAUGAAUUUACUAAAGAAUUCCAAAGGGAGCUGAUGAAACACAAACAUUCACCAAAAAGACAAAAAAAGUCUUAUUCUAGGUCGCAGCCAUUCGGCCGCUCUCAGUACACUCGAUCUGGUGCAAGAUCUAGAUCCAGGUCUUACUCUUGUUCCCCGAGUCGAUCCCGCUCCCGUUCACACUCCCAUGGGCGGUCUUAUCCACGCUCCCCUUAUUCCAGGCACAAUGGACGCAGUUACAGGCGUUCACGGUCAAGGUCCCACUCACCCUUGCGGUUUCCUCCUCCCUUCCGGGCCGGACCCUGGGAGGGAGCAGAAGGACCAGCACCCUUCAGGUCCCGGUCUCGCUCCCCUGGUGGCUUCCGGAACCGCAGCCCUGGUGGACGGAAGCCACCUCCUCGGGGACGUCCACCGUAUGAACUAAAGGGACCAAGUCCUGGAGGCCAUGAUCGCUGGGAGAGAGAAAGGUAUCGACGAUGGGAAAAGGAGUACACCGACUUGUACAACAAAUACUGCAAAGACUACGACAACCAACAUCCCUCACUACAUCACAGAGGUCGCGGCAGCAGAGACAGGGAGAGGGACAGAAUGUCUCGGUUACCCAGAGAUUACUCCCCUCAGGGGAGAGGAAAAAGAGGUAGAGAUGAGAGAGGUGCUCCCCCUCAACAUCCUCCAUCCUCUUCAUCAUCAGGGACUAAGUCCAGCACAAAAAUCCUUAAAACAAAGAAAGUAAACAAGAAGAGGUCCAGGGAGAAAUCUGAGCCAUCAUACCAUUCAGCAGACAGUGACUGUGGUACUCCCCUCAGAGAUGAACCGAUGGAAACAACAACGCAUCGGACCCAGUCUGAUAAAACCAGGAAAGAAAAGGCUCAGAAAGUGAAGCCUAAAGUGAGGACAGAGGCUGUGAAGCGGGGUAAGAUGGUGAAGGGUCUGUUGUGA